CGAACAUUGAUCUAAGUUGUAACUUGGGAGUAGAGUUAUCCAACUUAAGAGUAAGCUUUAGAGCGUUGUAAACAGAAAUCAAAAUAUCAAAUAUCCCACCACUUAAAUGUAAAUCAUCGAAAAUAUUAAGCAGCGUGAGUUGUCAUCAUCACCGACGCUUCUUCCGUUGUUCUGCUAAUACCACCAGCGUUCUGCUUUUUCUUUUUUUAAUCGACCACACGCACACUCCCACAAAACCCUUGCCGGUGUUCUGUCUGCCCAAUCAAUCCAUCCAUCUCUUCAACUCUCCAUUUGCUCGAUUCACCGCCAUAUCUAUACCAAUAUUCUAAAAAUCUGCAUUGAUUCCCAACAAGAUAUGUGCGUUGUCAAUCGCCGCAGAAUCAGCAAGUGAUUGAGAGAGAUGCCUAGGCUAGCUGCCGGAAAGCAAAGGAAAUCGGCCAAGAUCCUCUUCAUAUGCGUUGGCCUUCUGGAGUAGCCCUUAUUGCAGAUCUACUCUGGGCGUCUUCUACAUCUUCCUCUGCACGAUCUUUCACUUACAAACCCGCUUUUGAUUGGCCCCCGCCUAAAACGUCUUCCGACUCCUUUCCCCUCCCUGUUUCUUCCAAUCACUCUGCCAAGGUCAUAGCAGAUAAAGAUAAAAAAGAUGAACUUCAUGGAAGAAUUCUAUCUAAAACUUUUGCUGAUUUACCUGGACCAGAACUAAAAUGGGAGAAGAUGUCAGAAGCACCAGUCCCCCGUCUUGAUGGAGCAGCAAUACAGAUCAAAGAUGAACUCUUUGUUUUUGCAGGAUAUGGAACUAUUGAUCUUGUGCAUUCUCAUGUUGAUAUAUACAAUUUCACAAGCAACACAUGGGGAGGAAGAUUUGAUAUGCCAAAAGAAAUGGCACAUUCACAUCUGGGAAUGGUGACAGAUGGAAGAUAUAUUUACAUAGUGACUGGACAAUAUGGCCCACAAUGUAGAGGGCCCACAGCACAUACAUUUGUCCUUGACACCAAGACCAAAAAAUGGGAAGACAUGCCACCUUUACCUGUCCCUAGAUCAUUGGAGCAUUGCUGUGAAAGAUGGAAAAGUUUUGGAGAAAGAUGGAGAAUUGAAAUGCCUAUACCUCGUGGGGGCCCACAUAGGGCUUGUAUUGUGGUUGAUGACAGGCUGUAUACCAUUGGUGGUCAAGAAGGCGACUUUAUGGCUAAACCAAAUUCGCCUAUAUUCAAAUGUUCUAGAAGGAAUGAGGUUGUGUAUAGUGAUGUGUACAUGUUGGAUGAUGAGAUGAAGUGGAAAGUUUUGCCUCCAAUGCCAAAACCUGAUUCCCAUAUAGAGUUUGCUUGGGCAGUUUUUCAGUUGGAUACAUUGAAAUGGUCAGUGGUUGGGAAGCUUCCUUUUCGUGUGAAAACAACAUUGGUGGGAUUCUGGGAUGGAUGGUUGUAUUUUACAUCAGGACAAAGAGAUAGAGGAGUGGAUGAUCCUACACCCAAAAAGGUCAUUGGAGAGAUGUGGAGAACAAAAACUCAGAUUGUUAUGACAUUUUUAUUUCAUUCUUUCAGGGUGAAGAGGGUACCUGGGUCUGAAGUGAAGAAAUCAAAUCUGAAGGGGAUAGGGGAACAUGUAGUGAACAAUAGGGGUCAGAAGAAGAGGCAGAUGAGUAGCGAGCAGUUAAGAAUCAAGGGGUGUUGA
Molecule: messenger RNA, 1671 nt
Organism: Lactuca saligna
Lineage: Eukaryota; Viridiplantae; Streptophyta; Magnoliopsida; Asterales; Asteraceae
Source: the annotation of a GenBank genome assembly